AUGGAGGUGAUGCUCGCAUUAUACGUUGCCUAUAUGGCAGUCAGCAGCUUCGUGGGCAUCUUCGGAAACGGUAUCAUCAUUCGCGUUUUCCAGAAAAGGCAACAGAAAACGUCAACUGAUAUCCUUAUCAUCGCCCUUGCAGUCGUCGAUUUUAUCAGCAGUGGACUACUCAUUGUGGCUAUCAUAUGGGCGGCUACCCUUAAUUUCAGAACGCGGUUUAACUGCGUAUUUUUUUGGUUUUUUCGACGACUGUUUGCCUGCGAAUCUGCGCUAAUGGCCUCCAUCAUUGCCAUCGAUAGAUACAUUAUGGUGUGUAAUCCCUUUAAACUGAGAACGUCGCGAAAGAAGGCCGUAUUUUGGGUUGUCGCCAGCAACAUCAUGUGCACGUUCAUAUGCUUACCAUUCAUUCCUUACGGCAAUGCAGUCGGUGCAGUUUGUAUUUACAAAGGCCCCAUUGGGUACCACUAUGCCUUUCUGUCUGUGAUGAACCUGAUUUAUCUGUCUGCGUGCAUUAGUUGUCCGGUUUGCUAUUCCAGGAUUUAUCGCAAGAUCAAACGCCACAACCAAGAUACUGCCUACAUGCAUACUGGUGUUACUUCUACUGCCGUCCCAUCAACGAAGGACUCUGGCAUCUCGGAAUCGCCAAAGAAGGAACUUCACGGAUCAAACGACCAAGGCCAUGACAGUGGAGACCAUGUCUAUGUAAACAAUGGCGAACAUUCUCCGCAAAGAUGCGUUCCUGAGCCAAAUGACAGCCAGGGUGAUACAACACGUUCCCGAAUAUCCAUGGGCAACGACCACGCUCCCAUUCCUGCCAUCUCUGGCUCGGUGGGUGUCACGAAAUCUUCGAGCCCGACGGGUCAUUGUGGCGCGAAGAAUCGAGUUUCACCAGCUGACGUUCCUGGACCGGCAUCAGUGCCUGCUCCAACUUCCAUCGCUAAACCUCGCAUUCAGAAGGACAGAAUGACCAAGAUGAUGUUUAUCGUCACAGUCAUUUAUGUCAUUUCCUGUAUGCCGGUUGUGAUUCUUGAAAAUCUGGGACAGAAGUACAUCGCGUUGAUGCAGCAGAGUGCCGCAGGAGAAGCGACAGUUAACUUCCUCUAUCAAGUCCGUCUGAUCAAUCACAUCGUCAAUGUAUUCGUCUACUAUAGCGUCAAUGAAAAAUUCAGAAGGGAGACACAUGAUUUGUUUAGGUACAAACGCAAGUGA
This is a messenger RNA of Lytechinus variegatus (green sea urchin), 1209 nucleotides long. Its product is annotated as opsin-1-like. Gene Ontology annotation, molecular function: neuropeptide receptor activity. NCBI's taxonomy places the organism in Eukaryota, Metazoa, Echinodermata, Echinoidea, Temnopleuroida, Toxopneustidae. The record is from RefSeq and is a predicted model, not a curated record. Gene Ontology annotation, biological process: neuropeptide signaling pathway. Bases 1 to 1209 code for a protein of 402 amino acids. Gene Ontology annotation, cellular component: membrane. The transcript has a single exon.